AUGUCAAAAAUUGCCAGCUAUGCUCGUAACAAUAUUGGCUUCGACACCAAUGUACGGAAAAGCGGAUACCAAACCCUCUCGGCGAAGCCUGGACAUUUCCCACCCCUUGCGCGCUUUACGGUAUCAAAUCCACCCAUCGUAUACCCUAGAAGUAUUUCUCGGCGCAUCCAGAAGCCGCUCUCUUCUACAGAUUCCACGGAGACGACCUUCAGUCGAACGACACAAAGAGAUUUGUGGUUCCUCAUGACCUUGUCAUUUGCUCUAUGCUUCUCAUUUUUCUAUGUCUUAGACGUUAUUUGUGCCUUUGCUUUUGCAUACGAAGUCAAGAAGAUCGAGCGAACGGAAUGUUUGGAAGCAUUCCUUGCAAACAAGUGCAAUGAUCCAGUACCCUUUGCCCGGGAUGAAUGCAUCAAGAUGGAUCUGUGCUUGAGGAGGUCUAUCACCAAUGUCGGUUAUGGCCGAUUAGCUGUUGAAAGUUUGGCGAGCAUGGUCAAUGGAUUUUUCGAACCAAUAUCGUUGAAAGCGCUGGUACGAUCGGAACUUUAUCUCGAUCGACGUUGGAACUAA
This is a messenger RNA of Lentinula edodes (shiitake mushroom), 567 nucleotides long. RefSeq lists its product as uncharacterized. NCBI's taxonomy places the organism in Eukaryota, Fungi, Basidiomycota, Agaricomycetes, Agaricales, Omphalotaceae. The coding region runs from base 1 to 567 and encodes 188 amino acids. Gene Ontology annotation, biological process: lipid homeostasis. The transcript is spliced from 3 exons. The record is from RefSeq and is a predicted model, not a curated record. Gene Ontology annotation, cellular component: nuclear membrane.